UGGAGUGUGUAGUUAUAGUUGACGGUGGCUGCAGUCUUUCGUGUUUAGCAUCUGAUUUUUUUUUACCUUGUGAAAGCGUUUAUUUUUAGUAAAUACACCUAAUUCAUAGAAUUCCAGAUUUGCCAACGGAUUUUACAUCGUUUUAUUCAUGGAUGUCGAUGUUCUAGACAAAAAAUGUGUGGAUGAGUGUUGUGAUAAGCCAGAAUGGAAGAAAUCUGGGUUUGGUGAUUUUUUCUUCAUUUAUAUAAAAACUGCUGGCUGAAUGGAAAGUGGCUGCUAAAAGAGUAUGGGCGGAAUAGGGGAAACAGGAGGCUGAAAAUAAAUUGUGCAAGAAACGAAUGAAAUCAGAGAAGAAACGGUGGGAAUAGCAGUCAAAUUGGAGCAGGUGUGAUCAAAUUUAUCAAUAAAGUGUGUACAAAAUACUCGAAUGAAACCGACCGUGCACUGAUUUCUUUGUGUUUAUGAGAAAGGUUACUAAACAUAGUAAUGUUGGAAUUGUCGGGUCCCUGAGUGGUGAUCAUUCCGAAUAAAAUUGUCCGCGGAAGUCAUUGGUCUGUGCGAAAGAGAUGACCGAAACUAGAUUGAAAAGUGGUGGCAUAAUCUCGCUAAAAGAGUCGCGAUGUAAUCGCGAGGUGAAAUUUUUGUACUAGCUUAAUAGUACCAAUAAUGAUGUGGAUUUCUGUGUAACUGAGUGUACAAAAUAUCCCGCUAUGGCGAUAUGCGACCAAUGAUUCUGCGAUAAAAAGCUGUAUCUCCACUGUUUAAAUGGCAGCAUCGAAUGCUGAUGUGAUGCGUGGCAGCAUAUCAUCUGCUAUUGCACCUAGCUCGGCUAUUCAGCAGAUUGCUCAUCAUCAGUUGCCGACGAAUUUGGCCCACCAACAACAGCAACAACAUUCGAUACCGAACCAUCACAUCCAGCAACUGCAAAAUCUAACACAGCAGUCCACGACGAUCGCAACGCAUCAUCACAUUCAAUCUCAAAAUGCCAUGCACACCCAUCAUCGGGUGCAACAGCACCAAGAUCCUGGUCAAUCCCUGUCAUCAGGACUGCAUCAUUCGCCCCAUGUACUACAGCAACAAAAUCUUGCAUCGGUGCAACAUAAGAUUUCCCAGUACAGUGGGAAUAUUCAUAACUUAAUGUUCGCUUCCACCGAGAAUCCUUCCGCGGCAAGUGGUGAGACCAGUCUUGCCGGCAGUGCAACUGCUAGAGCUAGUGUUGUGAACAACGUGGUUGUAAAUAUAGCUAGUGUGAAUCAAUCGCCCAACAUUGCCAGUAAAGAGAGUGUGUCAUCUUUGGCAAGCAGUAAUAGCAAUUCAAUUGCAAAUCGGGUAACUACAAGUGUUACCCACAUUCCCACGGAAAAUGUCCAAAUCAGUGAAUCUAGUUUAGUCAGUACAGUAAGGACCAAUUCUGUUAGCCGUUCUAAUGUUGCACCCGGGUGGCGAAGGAUAAAGUACAAUAGCGAAGUGAUUUACAUCAGUCCUUCUGGUGUGCCGCUGCGAAAUUACAACCAGGUGAAGGAGUAUCUGUUGAGUGGCGGUACUUGCAAGUGUGGUUUACCAUGCCCGUUUCGUCCUGAUGUGUUCUUCGAGUUCAAUUCACAGGUUCCCAAUUCCAAUUUUGAUGGCAAAACUGACAUACCACAAAACUUUUGUCUUCAUCACACGAGAUUGAUGGAAAAAGUGGAAUUAGUGCGAAGAGGAAAGAAACAGGAUGUCAACAUCAAAACAGCUUCCAGCUCAAGAUUGUUAGUAUCGGAACCUAACCCAACCAUCGGUAGUGAAGUGAGAGCUCUGUUUCCUACAAAUACAAAUUUGGAUAAUAAAAUGUUUGGAACUGAGAUUUCAAAUGCAGGACACGAUGAAAUGUUAUCAGCACCCCAAUUAAACACUCAACAUGACCGAGAAUUGGUUGGUAUUCCCCUGUCGAAAACUCCUCCUUGGCGAAAGCACGCUUCUGCCUCGGCAAAUUCGGCGCCACUGGUAUGUAUUCCGGCAAACCAACGACAAGUACAGUCAACGAGCUCAGUGCCAGUUAAAACUUCCGUACAAACUAUAAAUCAAAACGAGCAGGUAGUCAAAAGUAGUAAAAUAACAAGUGAAUUAUCACAUUCAUCCGGCGGGUGCAUGACAAUGGAUAAUAUCAAAUCGAAAUGUGCUGCCAAAAAACGACCUAAUUUCAAGGACGAUCCUACAGGGUACUUGAACCAACAAACGGCUAUUUUACAUAGUUCAAUAUCCACAUUGCACAGUCCCGAUGGGUCUUCUUCUUCUCAAGAGAGUCCACAGCUCAAAGUGGUGAGUAGCUAUGGCCUUGUAGACACAAAUGAAUCCUCAGAUUCGGUAAGAGUGAGAACAGAAGCUCAAACAGUCAAUACAACAACAAAUGCUACUGGGCAAACAAUUACGCAUUCAGCAAACGGUAUGAUCCAGGUACAGCAAAACUGUGAUAUUAGUCAUAUGAAGCUCCAGCAACAGUUGCAGUUUCAACACCAACUUCAGCGGCAGAAUCAAUUGGUACGGCAGCAUCAUGAGCAACUUCAAUUGUUGCAGCAGCAGCAGCAACAACAAUCAAUAGGAAAUGAUGAAUCUUCUAAAGUUAAUACUCAUUUCGUUAAAGUUGCACAGGCUUCUCCGAUUUCUUCUAGUAGUAUUACUUUUAGUACCAGUCGGACACCGGAUGUUACUUCCACCUCUUCAAGCACACCAGAUUUAAAGGACCCUGGAUAUGGUGGGACCGUAUCAACAUCAAAUAGAAGUCCUCUGUUUAAUACCAAUGUCGGUGCAAUACGUUCCGAAUCUCCUGAAGUUUAUUCCAGUAAAACUUCGUUCAACGCAAGUCCACACAAGACUCCAGGUAUUCGUAACAAUACAGUUGCCUUCGCAAGCAGUUCAUCUGUACCGUGUAACACUAUUACGUCAGUUCAAGCGAACAGUAAACCACUUACGGUUACUAGUACUAACAUGGUGAGGCUAGCUAAACCUGGAAUGAAAGAAGCGGAAAGCGAUGGUCAGUCGAUCAAUUUAGGGGCGAGAUUUGUCAAAACCGAAAAGAUUAUGGUACAUAAUUCCGCCCCGACUGGUACACAAAAUGUCAUAAGCUUCAACCAGCAACAUUCACCACAGAGCCAAAUAAUAUCACAACCUCAACAGGUUCUUAUGACUUCUAAUGGUCAGAUUCUUGUGAUGUCGUCUCAUGCAAAUAAAAAUUCUGGUCAAAUUGUUGCGGGCAACAAUCUGAACAACUCUACGUCGACUAUCGGACAAAACGUGAUCAUUCCUCAACAGGCAAUGAUGGGUAACAAUGCAGCUCACUUUGUAAAUGUAGCGGGAACUACACCUGGAUCCAGUGCAGCGGGAAGUGUUAUCAACAAUGUCCCAUCUGACCAAAAUUCAAACAAUAGUGGAAUUAUGCAGAACAUGACUCAGCAUCCAACGAGCAUAAUUCAUCACUCUCAACCUAAUGCAAACUCUAACUUUUUGAUCGGCUCCCCAAAUAACAUGCAAUCGACUGUGAUAUUGAAUAAUGGGGAUGUAAUCCAAUCUGGACAACAAAUGUUAUCGUCGAACAAUCCACAAGUCAUGCAUUCUGGUAAUAUUAUAUCGACAGCGUCACCGGGAGCGAAUAUUGGCACGAAAAUUAUAUCAAGCGGAAGCAACACUAGCAUAAUUACCAAUCAAUCCAACAUUAAUCAAUUAAUCAACCCAAAUAAUAGUGCAGUAGCCUCUAUGCAAUCCGGUACUGGAGGAAGUUUGUCACAACAAGUUAUGUUGAACAGUUUGCACCCCAACAGUAUUGUUAUACAACCUAAUUACAAUUCCGUGCCAGAGGGCAUAGUUAAUCAAGUUGUCAACCAAGACGGUUCAACCACGUCUUAUAUUCAGCAACAAAAUCAGCAAAGACUCAUUUCACCAGAUUCUAAAAAGAGAGCGAAGAAACGGAAAAGUAACAAUACGACUAGCAACCAGAUCCUUUCGCCAAACAGUCUUUUACUUCCGCAGCAGCCCAAUCAUAUUGUAGGACCUCAACAACCAGCGCAGCAGCAACAGCAAACCAUUCAAUCCGUCAACCAAUCUGGUGCAGUGCUGCAGAUUACUCCACAGUACCAAACACAGAGUUAUCAGCUGAGUCCGGGCAUAUCGGGACUAACAAUAGUUCCACAGAAAGCUCAACAACAACCACAACAGCAACAGCAGAUUCUUCUGCAAAAUGGCCAGAUUAUUACUCAGCCCUACAAUAUCAUCAGCCAACAAGUGCUACUUCCAACAGGGUUUGUUAUGGCUCCUGAUACCACGUUGGUUCAAAUUCAAAAUGUAGCAGCAGCACCUUGUGGUAGCAUUAUAACUACUCCCCAAGGAAUGAUUAUUCGAGCUCAGAGUCCUCAUCAGCAGAAAAGUUUCCUGUCGCCAAACUCUGGUCAACAGUACAUUGUGAAUAACAAUGGUCAAGUUAGUCCCAUGGGAGCUCAGAUUUACGGUGGACCGGUUAACAUAGUAGUACCGCAACAACAGACUGGACCUACUACUUCUUACGUUCAACAGAAUACAGCCUUAGUUCAACAGCAUCCACAGCAGAUUGUCCAGAUUGCAACUGCUCUAAACACUAGCACGGAUAAUAGUAGUACGGCCAGUAGUACAAACGAUAGUCCUUCACUACCAUCAACACCUCAGCCAGUGAUGCAGCAGAAAACUCACUCGACGUACCUAUCCGGAGCUGCAUCUCCUCCGGAUACGACAACGCACAGUCCAAACAGUCCAGACUGUGCAUCGAGCGAGAAAAGUACAGGCAGUUCGGACAGUGUGAAUAUGGCUAUGGUACAGUGCGUGUCCAGUUCGGAACCAGAUCUCAUUGCUGAUGGUGCGCAGUCCCCUUUGGAUUCAAGCGAGUAUUUUGAACAAGGAGCUAUCGCUUAUCAACGAAUUGCAUACAAACCGUCUAAAAUUAGGCGAAUACAAACGCACCAACCGUCAUCUCAUAUUCAAGGCGACUAUUCAAAUGGUGACACAACUAGCAGCAAUAUCAAUGCCAAUAGUAACAAAAAUACUAGUCUACAACAGACAACGCACUCUACGUUGCACAAUCAGCCACAUGCUCGUCAUACAGAGCUGGUGUCACAUGGAGGCUCGUCAACGCAAAUCGCUCAGCCUGAUUCACACGACUCUACAACGCAAGUUUCGGCACAAGAAAAUGCAGCUCCGUACCAAAGGGCGCUGGUUUCUCCCACCGCCGCAAAAAGUCCCGGGCCUACAAAGUCGUUCAACGUAGGUGAAUUGGUCUGGGGAGCAGUUCGUGGUUUCCCAGCUUGGCCAGGCAAAGUGAUAGAACCGGCGGAUGAUGGCCGUACGAUCCCUGUCGAUUGUGUAUGGGUCCGUUGGUUUGGAGGUCGGCCGAAUGCGGAAAUGGUUGCCGUAAACGGACUGAAAAGCUUGUCUGAGGGCCUUGAAGCUCACCAUCGAGCCCAGAAGGAUGCUAGAAAGGGACGGAAACUAAAUCCUCAGUUAGAACGUGCCAUCCAGGAGGCGAUGAUGGAAUUAGAUCGUGCUGCGGAUACUCCUUCGCCAUCACCACAUUCAUUGUCUGUAGUUAACUCAAGAGAUUCCAUUGUUGCCACUCAGACUAUCACCAUAAAAGCUCCGCCUACGGGUAGUACAGCUUUACCCAGCAACUGUAACUCUAUAGCACUACCUACAAAUAAGCUUGCUAAACCUUGUCGAAGUGCUAAAUCGAAACUCGUUAAAAUUGCUCCCGCACCACCAGCCAUUGUUGAAAUGAGUAGUACGACUUCGACAAAUAUAAGUAGUUCAAAUAUACCCAUAAUAAACCGCACAAAAAUGAAAUGAAACCACACUACAUUUCACCGAAAGCUCUAUGUGUUCAAGCUUCCGAACAUAUGCGAACAGUAAAAGCUAAGCACAAAGUGCUGCCAUCUACACAUCACUUUUCAUAUAUGCUAAAAAUCAGUAUCUUUUAUAGCAACAUGCACAGAGCAUUGAUAGAAAUUAGACCUCGACCAUGGUGGGUUGCCGGUAGUCCAUGUAUUGUUAGACUCGAUGUCAGCGAUGUUCAUGUGAUUAUUCUCUAAUCCCACUAAUUGCAUUUUCAACCAAAAAAAAAAGCGAUAACCUGUAUCCGUUUCCUACGUACUUUUAUCAAAUUAUCGGUUUAGUCAUCUAAACCGAAUAAAUUUUACAUACACACCCAACAGACAAUAAAAACGAAUAAAUAUUGAUUUAUUCCCCAACAGUUUUCAUUAUCGAGACAAAUCAAAGGACAGUUUUAUCACAGUGUAAUGUCAAUGUUUUAACACUUGAACGUAUAUAGACAUUAACCGAUAACAGCCUAUAAAUGUUGAGUUAAAACGAGGGAGCAAUCCCAACUAUUAACUGCUGUAUGAAAUCAUUAAUACUUGUAUGCAUGAACGUGACAUUAUGUACUUCUUACGACCUAACAGUUUCAAGUUUUACACGAUGGAAUUUCAAUCCUAAUUUUUACAACAUUAACGAUCAUGUCUUUUGUUUGUUUUAAUUUAAACUGUUGGACCUCUAGAUAAAUUAGCAGUUGCAUUCUAAGUAAUUAGUUAAAAAUUAUAAUUUUCGUUUUUUUUUCAAAAGUGAUUUGAAUUCAUCUAUUGCGGUGUAUGAAGAUCAUAGAUCGAUCGAUUUAAGUUGCUCAGGAUCAUUUCACUACUGUCACUUUUGCCAUGUUGAUACUUCUUAUGGUGACGUGAUGUUGAUAAUGCUUAUGAAGGUGACGAUGUAAUUUAGAAUAAGUGUUGUUAAAAUAGUAUUGAUUCAGUUACAAUUCUGCUGAUGUAAAAAGAUAAAGAAAAUUGAGUAUGUGUUAUCUAAAUUAUUGAAUUAGGUUUUAAGAUAACGGAAUAAGUGAAUUAAUGUACAUUAGUAUAGUGUUUUUUUUUCUCUGAGAAUUAAUUUGUUUUUUUUUUUUGCUUUCGUUUGUUGCCUAGGUAAUAAGAAUUCACGCUAGAAGUGGCUAGACAUAACGGACUGAAUGAUCCAUUAUAUUUUGUUUUCUUACUUUUUAAGUAUCCUUGUAUAAAGAUUAAAUUAUUUAUUGAUUUUUUUAAAACAUCAGUUAGGUUGACUAAUAAAGUGUUGUUGAAUAAAAG
Messenger RNA from Malaya genurostris, 7127 nucleotides. Its product is annotated as methyl-CpG-binding domain protein 5. The transcript is spliced from 9 exons. Bases 766 to 5841 code for a protein of 1691 amino acids. The record is from RefSeq and is a predicted model, not a curated record. Gene Ontology annotation, cellular component: chromocenter; nucleus. Gene Ontology annotation, molecular function: DNA binding; chromatin binding. Lineage: Eukaryota; Metazoa; Arthropoda; Insecta; Diptera; Culicidae.